UGCCUGUGUGACGCCCAACAGAUCGGCGAUGGCUACCGUUGUUAUGGCAACCUGAUAGAGCGGCUAGUGGAGUUGGACAGGGAGGGGACCCACAAGGGGAAGCUCUCUGGAGCCAUCAUGCUAUUUGGUACCCAACCUCCCUGUGUGUGUUGUUGUUGUUGUUGUUAAAAGGGCAGGUUACUAAUGUCUGUUUUCUUUAUAUUCAGUGAGAGGCUGUAUGCUGACCAUGAGCCAACGGGGACCUUUCACCGCUUUCAUCCCUCUACUCAAAGUGCCUCUAGCAGUAAGUUACCGUAACAACCCUAACCCUAAUAACGUAACCCUAACAACCUAACCCUUAUAACCUAACCCAGGAGUUGCCAAUCAUACUAACUGAUCCCAGAUCUGUCUGUGCUUUAGUCAAACCUCUCCUCGGGACCCACAGCCGUUCCAUGUAUUUAACUAUUCCAGAGCUAGCACACCUGAUCACCUGAUCAUCAAGCCCUUUAAUAGGUCAAUGAGCUGGUUCAGAGUUACAACAGCAUCACUGCUUUAGUCUACGUCAUGGCAACCAGUCAGCUAAAGCACUUUAAUAUGCCAUUUAGCAGACGCUUUUAUCCAAAGCGACUUACAGUCACGCUUGCAUACAUUUUUACAUAUGGGUGGUCGCGGGGAUCGAACCCACUACCCUGGCGUUACAAGAGCCAUGCUCUACCAAUUGAGCUACAGAGGACCACUUUCAGAUCUGAUCGGGGACCAGAGUUGCAUCCCAAGCUUACGCUCUCUUCUGCUAAAUUGUUAGCGAAAAUUACAUGUGUACUGGGUAGGGUUGCAUAAUUCUGGUAACUUUGCCAAAAAUUCAACGGCUUUCCAGAAAUCCUGGUUGCAAGAUUUCUGGAUGUAUAAGAGAAUACCCAGGAAAAUCCGUCAAUCCUCCAACCAGGAUUUUGGGAAAACCAGGGAAUUUUGGGGAAAGUUAUCGGAAUGUUGCAACCUUAGUACUAGGGGACCAUUAGAGAUGCAGCCCAGGUUACCGACUCCUGUCCUGUUGUCCAACCCCCUCAGGGUGUUUCAGACGAGUCUGUGUGUCAACGUUACCUGGUGAGGGGCCAGUACCUGUAUAAAAGCCUGGAUGGAACCGACGUCUAUACUGCAAGUGGACUACAACUCAGGUUCAAGCCCAAUAAGGUGAAGGAAAUAUUAUAUUCUCAUUCAUCUGUGUGUCUAGGCAAAUCAUACCUUUCAUAUCUUGGUUCAAAUCAUAUCUUUCAAUAAUCUUUCAUCUACAGGAUAAACUAAAUCUCUUUGAAUUAUUUCUCUUCAGAUUUUAAACUGAAUAUUGAAUGCUUUGGAUAAGGUUGAAAAAUGAUGCAUAGGUUUUCCCAGUUGGAAUGUUCCAUCAGAAAGGGAAUAAGCAGGAAAUCCGAGAAUCCUCCAACCGGGGUUUCUGGAAAAACCUUGGACGUUACAGGAAUUUUGCAACCCUAAGUUAUCUUGUGUAUGCUCUGAAAAAUGUCCUCAUUCUUUACGGUUGCGUCUCAAAUGGCCCCCUAUUCCCUAUAUAGUGCACUACUUUAGACCAGAGAAUGACACCCUAUUCCCUAUAUAGUGCAUUACGUUAGACCAGAGAAUGGCACCCUAUUCCCUAUAUAGUGCACUACUUUAGACCAGAGCAUGGCCCCCUAUUCCCUAUAUAGUGCACUACUUUAGACCAGAGAAUGGCACCCUAUUCCCUAUAUAGUGCACUACUUUAGACCAGAGAAUGGCACCCUAUUCCCUAUAUAGUGCACUACUUUAGACCAGAGAAUGGCACCCUAUUCCCUAUAUAGUGCACUACUUUAGACCAGAGAAUGGCACGCUAUUCCCUAUAUAGUGCACUAUUUUAGACCAGAGAAUGGCACCCUAUUCCCUAUAUAGUGCACUACUUUAGACCAGAGAAUGGCACCCUAUUCCCUAUAUAGUGCACUACUUUAGACCAGAGAAUGGCAACCCUAUUCCCUAUAUAGUGCACUACUUUAGACCAGAGAAUGGCACCCUAUUCCCUAUAUAGUGCACUACUUUAGACCAGAGAAUGGCACCCUAUUCCCUAUAUAGUGCACUACUUUAGACCAGAGAAUGGCACCCUAUUCCCUAUAUAGUGCACUACUUUAGACCAGAGAAUGGCACCCUAUUCCCUAUGUAGUGCACUACUUUAGACCAGAGAAUGGCACCCUAUUCCCUAUAUAGUGCACUACUUUAGACCAGAGAAUGGCACCCUAUUCCCUAUAUAGUGCACUACUUUAGACCAGAGAAUGGCACGCUAUUCCCUAUAUAGUGCACUAUUUUAGACCAGAGAAUGGCACCCUAUUCCCUAUAUAGUGCACUACUUUAGACCAGAGAAUGGCACCCUAUUCCCUAUAUAGUGCACUACUUUAGACCAGAGAAUGGCACCCUAUUCCCUAUAUAGUGCACUACUUUAGACCAGAGAAUGGCACCCUAUUCCCUAUAUAGUGCACUACUUUAGACCAGAGAAUGGCACCCUAUUCCCUAUAUAGUGCACUACUUUAGACCAGAGAAUGGCACCCUAUUCCCUAUAUAGUGCACUACUUUAGACCAGAGAAUGGCACCCUAUUCCCUAUGUAGUGCACUACUUUAGACCAGAGAAUGGCACCCUAUUCCCUAUAUAGUGCACUACUUUAGACCAGAGAAUGGCACCCUAUUCCCUAUAUAGUGCACUACUUUAGACCAGAGAAUGGCACCCUAUUCCCUAUAUAGUGCACUACUUUAGACCAGAGAAUGGCACCCUAUUCCCUAUAUAGUGCACUACUUUAGACCAGAGAAUGGCACCCUAUUCCCUAUAUAGUGCACUACUUUAGACCAGAGAAUGGCACCCUAUUCCCUAUAUAGUGCACUUCUUUAGACCAGAGAAUGGCACCCUAUUCCCUAUGUAGUGCACUACUUUAGACCAGAGAAUGGCACCCCAUUCCCUAUAUAGUGCACUACUUUAGACCAGAGAAUGGCACCCUAUUCCCUAUAUAGUGCACUACUUUAGACCAGAGAAUGGCACCCUAUUCCCUAUAUAGUGCACUACUUUAGACCAGAGAAUGGCACCCUAUUCCCUAUGUAGUGCACUACUUUAGACCAGAGAAUGGCACCCUAUUCCCUAUAUAGUGCACUACUUUAGACCAGAGAAUGGCACCCUAUUCCCUAUGUAGUGCACUACUUUAGACCAGAGAAUGGCACCCUAUUCCCUAUAUAGUGCACUACUUUAGACCAGAGAAUGGCACCCUAUUCCCUAUAUAGUGCACUACUUUAGACCAGAGAAUGGCACCCUAUUCCCUAUAUAGUGCACUACUUUAGACCAGAGAAUGGCACCCUAUUCCCUAUAUAGUGCACUACUUUAGACCAGAGAAUGGCACCCUAUUCCCUAUAUAGUGCACUACUUUAGACCAGAGAAUGGCACCCUAUUCCCUAUAUAGUGCACUACGUUAGACCAGAGAAUGGCACCCCAUUCCCUAUAUAGUGCACUACUUUUGACCAGAGCUCUAGUCAAAAGUAGUGAACUAGUAUAUAGGGAAUAUGGUGCCAUUUGGAACGCAGUUUACAUGUGGUGGUCCAACCCCAAAUGUGUUUUGUGUUUGACAGCAAUUCAUAUUGAUGAAGUCUCCUGAGACUCUCUACUCAGUCAUCCAGCAGGACAUCCCAGCAGCCAAUGGAGUUAUCCAUAUCAUCGACCAGCCAAUCAUUCCCAGGAACAUCCUCUCUGACAGCCCAAAGGAUGAG
Coregonus sp. 'balchen' is the source of this 3741-nucleotide messenger RNA. The record is from the annotation of a GenBank genome assembly. NCBI's taxonomy places the organism in Eukaryota, Metazoa, Chordata, Actinopteri, Salmoniformes, Salmonidae.